This is a messenger RNA of Prionailurus viverrinus (fishing cat), 4154 nucleotides long. RefSeq names its product fem-1 homolog B (gene FEM1B). The transcript is spliced from 2 exons. The record is from RefSeq and is a predicted model, not a curated record. Gene Ontology annotation, molecular function: protein binding. Lineage: Eukaryota; Metazoa; Chordata; Mammalia; Carnivora; Felidae. Bases 523 to 2406 code for a protein of 627 amino acids.
GAGGGCCCGCGGGUUUCCUCCAGCUGGGGAGGACGCAGAGCGGAGGCGGAGGCCGAGGAGGUUCCAGGCCCGAGGCCCGGCGGGCCGGGGCGAGGGAGACGCGCCCACCAUUCGCCAUCCGGGGCGCGAGCGGUCCUCUAGGGACCUCGCCGGCGACCCGUAGCUCGGGCACGCGCCUGUCGCAGCCCGCAGGAAGGAGGGGUCCGGCCUGAGGCCCAGGGCGGCGGCCGCCAUGGAGAUCCCCUCGGCCCAGGGCCGGCGCCUAGGGCCUUGGGGGCGGCCCUGACCGCCCGGGUCCUCCCUGCCCGGACCGGGUCGCGGACGUGCCCCCUGCGGCAUUCGGCCACCUCUGCGUCUCCGCCCUCCCCGGGCCGCGCUGCUGCCUGGGCGCGGCGGCGGCGACGGCGCCCUGUUGAAUGGGCUGUGAGGGCCCAGGUUUGAAGCGCUGGCGAACGCGGCCUCCGGGGGCGCAAGGCAGCAGCAGCGGUGGCGACCAAACGGGUGUUGGAGUUGGCGGCGGCCAUGGAGGGCCUGGCUGGCUAUGUAUACAAGGCGGCCAGCGAGGGCAAGGUGCUGACCCUGGCCGCCUUGCUUCUCAACCGGUCUGAAAGCGACAUCCGCUAUCUGCUGGGCUAUGUCAGCCAGCAGGGAGGGCAGCGCUCCACGCCCCUCAUCAUCGCGGCCCGCAAUGGGCACGCCAAGGUGGUGCGCUUGCUGUUAGAACAUUACCGGGUGCAGACUCAGCAGACGGGCACCGUCCGCUUCGACGGGUAUGUGAUUGAUGGCGCCACUGCUCUGUGGUGUGCAGCAGGAGCUGGACAUUUUGAAGUUGUUAAACUUCUAGUCAGCCAUGGAGCCAACGUGAACCACACCACAGUAACUAACUCGACCCCCCUGCGGGCGGCAUGCUUUGAUGGCAGACUGGACAUUGUGAAAUACUUGGUUGAAAAUAAUGCCAACAUCAGCAUUGCCAACAAAUACGACAACACCUGCCUGAUGAUUGCAGCGUACAAGGGACACACUGACGUGGUCAGAUACCUUUUAGAACAACGUGCCGAUCCCAAUGCUAAAGCACAUUGUGGAGCCACAGCCUUGCACUUUGCAGCUGAAGCCGGGCACAUAGAUAUUGUGAAAGAGCUGAUAAAAUGGCGUGCUGCUAUAGUAGUGAACGGCCAUGGGAUGACGCCAUUAAAAGUAGCUGCCGAAAGCUGUAAAGCCGAUGUCGUCGAACUGUUACUCUCUCAUGCUGAUUGCGACCGAAGAAGUCGGAUUGAAGCUCUGGAACUCUUGGGUGCCUCCUUUGCAAAUGACCGCGAGAACUAUGACAUCAUGAAGACGUACCACUAUUUAUAUUUAGCCAUGUUGGAGAGGUUUCAAGAUGGUGAUAACAUUCUGGAGAAAGAGGUCCUCCCACCAAUCCAUGCUUAUGGGAAUAGAACUGAAUGUAGAAAUCCUCAGGAACUGGAAUCCAUUCGGCAAGACAGAGAUGCUCUUCACAUGGAAGGCCUUAUAGUUCGGGAACGGAUUUUAGGUGCUGACAAUAUUGAUGUUUCCCAUCCCAUCAUUUACAGGGGAGCCGUUUAUGCGGAUAACAUGGAAUUCGAACAGUGUAUCAAGUUGUGGCUGCACGCCCUGCACCUGAGACAGAAAGGUAACCGGAAUACCCACAAGGAUCUUCUUCGAUUCGCUCAAGUUUUCUCACAGAUGAUACAUUUGAAUGAAACUGUGAAGGCCCCAGACAUAGAAUGUGUUUUGAGAUGCAGUGUUUUGGAAAUAGAACAAAGUAUGAACAGAGUAAAAAAUAUUCCAGAUGCUGAUGUCCACAAUGCUAUGGACAAUUAUGAAUGUAAUCUCUAUACCUUUCUGUAUUUAGUGUGCAUCUCCACCAAAACACAGUGCAGUGAAGAAGAUCAGUGCAAAAUUAACAAGCAGAUCUACAACCUGAUUCACCUGGAUCCCAGAACUCGGGAAGGUUUCACCCUGCUGCAUCUAGCUGUCAACUCGAACACCCCGGUUGAUGAUUUCCACACCAAUGAUGUCUGCAGCUUUCCAAAUGCACUUGUCACAAAGCUCCUGCUGGACUGUGGUGCCGAGGUGAAUGCAGUAGACAACGAGGGGAACAGUGCCCUUCACAUCAUCGUUCAGUACAACAGGCCCAUCAGUGAUUUUUUAACCUUGCACUCUAUCAUCAUCAGCCUGGUUGAAGCUGGCGCCCACACUGACAUGACCAAUAAACAGAAUAAGACUCCGCUAGACAAAAGUACAACUGGGGUAUCUGAAAUACUACUUAAAACUCAAAUGAAGAUGAGUCUCAAGUGCCUGGCUGCCCGAGCAGUUCGGGCUAAUGACAUUAACUACCAAGACCAGAUCCCCAGAACUCUUGAAGAGUUUGUUGGAUUUCAUUAAGUGACUGGAUAUGUAAAAUCGUUUAAUGUGGUGCUAAAAAGUAAAGGACUUUAAUCACAGACAAUAGAAUUAUGUGUUCAUAAAUUCUGCUUUUCUUUCCAUUACCCUUCCUCCCUACCCAUCCUUCCUUAGUUCUGUAUUUGGUCUUUUUGCCUCAUGAUGUUGACUGAUCUCAAAUACACUUUAAACAACGCCACAUUGUUUAGGUGUAACUAUAAUCUAAGGUGUCUGGAUAUUGGUCACUUAAUCUUUCUUUCUUUCUUUCUUUCUUUCUUUCUUUCUUUCUUAAUUGAAGUAUAAUUGAGAUACAUUAUAUUAGUUUCAGGUGUACAACAUAAUGAUUUGACAUUUGUAUUUUUUUUUAAGGAAUGAAUAUAAAAUAUUUUAUGUAACAAGGGACGUUUAUGAUUUGAAGUCAAUGUUUUAAAAACUGCCUACAAAAGUAUUUCUGUUAAGCCUGUGUCAGCGUGUUAUCCUUGCAGCAGUUUUGAGGAUUUCAUGAAGAAGAACAACUAAAAAGGACCAUAAGAGUAAUGGGAUACCCCGGUGUUCUGCGUGUGCCCAACUGCUGCACGUAGGUUUUGCUCUUCCAAUAUUUAUGCGGAGUGAUACGGCACAUCGUAACAUCAGGAGGAUUUCAAAAAAUACAACUGCAGAUUAAUCUGAAAAUGUGCUAAUUUCAUAAUAGUUAUAAAUGUAUCAAGUUAAAUCCAUUGGAAUUAUUGCAUUAUGCUGGGUGGUACACACAAAGGAAUAAUAGUCUUAAAGCAAUUUUUCAGAGAAUAUCGAUGGACUCUUUGCCGUCAGGCUUAAAUUCUAAAAUUCUUUGGUCUCUGUUUUAAGGUAACUUCUCUAAAUUGCAGCAGCCUGCGUUUGAACUCAGCUCACAGACAUGUAAAAAUUAUGAAUACUGUGUUUUCUUAUGAAACAAAUUGUCACAAUAUAGUUACACCUUCUAUUUUUGUCCCUUUCUCCCUUUCCUCCUGUGUGGUCUCUUUUAAAAAUUGGAAACUACUUUUCCAGAGGGCACUGUUUGUGCCCCCCUCAUAAGGUGUUUAUGAUGGAUGAAAAGGAACAAGGAUGUUUUUAAUUUUUUCACUUUCUUUGUCCCUUAUAAUUAGUAGAAAAAUCACUAGUGUGGUAUAGGAAAUGAAAUGUUUUUGAUGAUAAAAGUAAUUUGCAAUGCUGUCUGGAUGGUAUUUCUGUCUGAGAGCUGAAAGUUCAACCACAAAAUGUCACUGAUUCUGAUAGGCUGUGCAGAGGUCUUUUUGUUUUGUUUUGUUUUGAUGGCAGCAUUUUAAGUGUCAGACUAAAAGUAUUCUGUGAUUAUCUUUUAAGCAUCACAGAAAUUCAAGUAAAGGGUAUACACCUAUUUCUAUUUCUAUCGAUGUUAAAAAAUGAUAAAGUAAAAUGAGCUAUAUCUGUAUUUUUUCUCUCUAGUGCCAAAUGAAUGCCUUAGCUACUCAUAGUGCAUGGUACUGUAAGUGAAGACCAGCUUUUUUUUCGUUAAUGAAAAGCAUUAUGAUGCUGUAACAUCAGCUAUAAACUAAAAAAAAACAAAAACAAAAACAAAGAAACCCUAAAUCUGUAUGGUUUCAAUGAGCAUUUUAUGUCUGCAUAUUGUUUGGUGAAGUAUAAGAGAAAGGUUGCAGUUGAAACAGUAUAAAGCAUAAAUGACCAAGCCAAAAUUAGCACCUAGGGCCUUAAAUAAAAGAUACCCCACAAAAUGAAAUAGUUUGAAGGGUGGG